Myiozetetes cayanensis is the source of this 3642-nucleotide messenger RNA. It is a transcript of the gene SETD6, whose product is annotated as SET domain containing 6, protein lysine methyltransferase. Lineage: Eukaryota; Metazoa; Chordata; Aves; Passeriformes; Tyrannidae. Gene Ontology annotation, molecular function: protein binding; protein-lysine N-methyltransferase activity. Gene Ontology annotation, cellular component: nucleus. Gene Ontology annotation, biological process: peptidyl-lysine monomethylation. The record is from RefSeq and is a predicted model, not a curated record. Bases 16 to 1383 code for a protein of 455 amino acids. The transcript is spliced from 9 exons.
CGUGCCGGGCCCGUCAUGGCGUCGGCGCCCAAGAGGCCCAAGGCGGCGGCCGGGAGCGGCUCCCGAGGGAAGGGCAGCGCCGACCCCCUCCCCGCGUUCCUGGCGUGGUGCGGGCGGGCCGGGGUGGAGCUGAGCCCCAAGGUGCGGCUGAGCAGGGAGGGCGCGGUGUCGGGGUACGGCCUGCUGGCCGCGGAGCAGCUGGAGGCGGGAGAGGUCCUGUUCACCAUCCCUCGCUCGGCGCUGCUGUCCCAGCACACCACCUCCAUCCACACCCUCCUGCAGGAAGCCCAGGAGUCCCUGCAGAGCCAGUCCGGGUGGGUCCCUCUCCUGCUGGCCCUGCUGCACGAGUACACGGCCAGCAGCUCCCCCUGGCAGCCCUACCUGUCCCUCUGGCAGGGUUUCCGCAGCCUGGAUCACCCCAUGUUCUGGCCUGAAGAAGAGCGAACGAGGCUCCUGCAGGGCACGGGCAUUCCCGAGGCUGUGGACAAGGAUCUGGCCAACAUCCAGCUGGAGUACAGCUCCAUCAUCCUCCCGUUCAUGCAGUCCCACCCCGAUGUCUUCGACCCCAAGCUGCACACUCUGGAACUGUAUAAGGAGCUGGUGGCGUUUGUCAUGGCCUACAGCUUUCAGGAACCUCUGGAGGAGGAAGAUGAAGAUGAGAAGGGGCCCAAUCCUCCCAUGAUGGUGCCUGUAGCAGAUAUUCUCAAUCACGUGGCCAACCACAAUGCCAACCUGGAGUACUCUCCUCACUGCCUGCGAAUGGUGACCACCCAGCCCGUGGGGAAGGGCCAGGAGAUCUUCAACACCUACGGCCAGAUGGCCAACUGGCAGCUGCUGCACAUGUACGGCUUCGCCCAGCCCUACCCCGGCAACAGCCACGACACCGCCGACAUCCAGAUGGUGACGGUGCGCGCGGCGGCGCUGCAGCGUGCCAGCAGCCCAGCGCAGCAGCAGCUGGUGGCAGAGCAGUGGGACUUCUUGUGCCAGCUGGAGAUGGUGGGCGAGGAAGGGGCCUUCGUGCUUGGCUGGGAUGAGGUGCUGACAGAGGAAGAGCUGUCUGUGACCCUGAAGGUGCUGUGCAUGUCAGAAGAGGAAUUCAAGGAGUACAAGGAACAAGAGGGCUGGGAAGAUGACAGCGAGGAAGAGGAAAGCUCUACCCUUUCAAACGAGGCUCUCUCCAGGCUUAAACCCCCUUGCAAGAAGCUCCUUUAUGACAGCGUGCUGCUGACCCUGCAGUCCUACAGGUCAGACCUGAGAGCAGAGCAGGACUUGCUCGAUAACCAGGAGGUUUAUGAGAAGCUGAGCCGAAGGGAGCAGCAGGCUCUGCACGUGCGCUACGGCCAGAAACGGAUCCUGCACCGGCUGCUGGAGCUGCUGCGAUAGGAACCUCCCUGCCCUGCACGUCACCUGCCCAGGAAUGAGCCAGGGGAAGGGCAGCCUCUGGGCACCCAUCCUGCAGCAGGGAGGAAGAUGGCAGGACUGACUGUGGGCCCACCUGUCCUGUAUAUGGCACGUGGCUUUUCAGCUACCUCUGCACCAAAGGGAUUUUGGGUGGCGUUACUGUACAGUGGCAGCUGUGGAGCACUGAUGUCACCUUCUGCCAGAGGCCUUGAGAGACCCCACACCUCCCAAAGGAUGUUUUAGGAAGGCAGACAUCCACUGUCAGAACAGCAGGUGUCAUUCAGCAGCAGAAAUUUAAGGCAAGAGCAGCUCUUGUUCAGAAAAAUCCAGCUGGCAGCUCUUACCUUGCAGAGCCUCAGAGUAAACACCUGCCAGGUGGAGCUGCUGACAGCACUUUCAACUCAGAAAUCCAACUGGGUUGGACCUUCCUGUUCACAAAUUCCAGGUGGGAGACUGGGUCUGUCUGAGACUGGAAUGAUGGGACACUACAGAACACUGGAAGGGACUGUAGCAGGUUCUCCUCCCAAUGUGUGGCUGUGAAACGUCAGGGGCUGGAGCUGUGGAACCACCACUUGUGAGGGAAGAAAACUACAGGACUAGAUCAGUGAGACACCAACCCCUCUGGAUCUUUGGGACUAAAAAAAUUACUAAGUCACUUAAUGAACCAUCCCUGGGAAGAAAGCCUGUCUUAGUAGAACCUGAAUGCCCUCAAGGGGUAGCAGCAUUUCCAACUGCAGUAAUUGUUUUACACAAACACAAUUGCACAGUCCAGGACUGCUGAGACAGUGUCAGAUGUCAAUCUUGGUAUAAUUUUACACUGAUUAAGCCCCUUACUGUGACAUGUUAUCCUGAAUUGCCUUAAUCCUGCUGAAUAGGAAACUCACAUAGAUAAUCCUUUUGUUCUUUCUUGUCCAAAUACUGUAACAAGAAGCCAACUGUACAGUGGUUUAACGAGGAUGGAAGAGAAUUUAAAUUGUUAAUUAAUGUUGCAAAUAGAUGGGAAUCCAACAAUAUGUACUCUCUGAUGCAUGAGGGGAGGAAGGUAAAUGCCACAGGAGAUGAGGGAGUAGCAAGGCCAUUGGACACAAGCAGAGGAAAAAGGAAAACUUUUAACACCUCCCAAAUCCCCUCAAGCCUGGGAAACCAACCCAUACGUAGUAGGGAAACAACAAACACUAUUUAAUAUUGACUGUAUUUAAAACUAAAGGCUCUGAUAUUCACCCUGUUACUGCUCUAGGCAUGCUCAGAAAUGGAACCACAGUGCACCCAACAGAGCAGAGGAGGGAACAGAUGACAAAUGUCAGCACCUGUAGAGCACAGGAACAAGGGUCUGUCUGUGAAGGAAAUAGAGCUGAACUCAAGAUACCUGCCUGGAUAUGGAGCAGAAUAUCUGUAAUUUUGAAAUUCAGCUGGAGAGGAAUAUAAACCCAGUAUUUGUGUACACAGCUGAAGGGUGUGGAUGCUUUAGUAUUCCUGGGGAAUGCACAGAAAUGGAUAAUCAGUUAAAUCACACUCUCAUUUUUGUGUUUGUAAACUUACCCAGAUCAGAGGCUGUGAUUUUUAACUGUUCAACCCCAGUAACUUCCUUCCAACUAUUAAAAACAAAACACAGCUUAAUUAACUGUACAACUUCCCUCUAUGGGUAUGAGCCUUAUGCUAGUAGAGAAAUUGCUCCAACAUCAAAAUUUGCAAAGGCUGUUAAAAGAACCUAAAUAGAGCAGUAGAAAGACUUUGAUUAUUGCCCAUCAUGACAAAGAAAUCCAUCAGGUAAUGGAAAGAGUGAAGAAAGAUGGAAAUCACCCCUGGUGGGAUGUUUUGUUCAGAUGGGCUCCAACAGCACCAGGAAUUUUUAAUAAAAUGGUACAUCCCAUAACUGUCUUUAUUACUAACCUGUCUGCUUUUCAUUUUAGUGCUAGGAUUGUACAUCAAAAUGUGAAGAUUCAUGAAACACCUACCUCCAAGAUUUAAGGAUAACUGGGAACAGCAGCAGCCAAAAGAAGGUGGAAGUGUUUAAUAAAGCAUUUCCAAAGAUUCCAAGGGAGGGAAUUGGUAUCUUCAAGCAGAAUUCUCUAUAUCUUUAAGUAGAAUUCUCUGUUGCAGAUGGAAGCUGAUGGUAUUAUUCUCACCUUUAACCCCUCUUUUGAAUACAAAGAGAUGUUAUCAGGUGUGUUAAAGGGUUGUUGCUUUAGUGUCUAAAUUCUCUCAUUUUUUACUCCUUGCUGUGCUUGAUCUGUGGAAAAA